GCCAAUGACUAUCUAGUUAUUUUGGGAUAAACUUUUGUAGUAACCCAAACACACCCUAAGAUUUGGCUCAAUCUUUUACUAUAUAAUAAGCUUUAGAGAUUCUCAUGAAGUAUAUGCUAGCUUCCUUUCUACCCUAUAUCAUAUCCCAAUAUAAUAGCUUUUCUUACAUAAUUCACCAACUUCAUCCAUUUCUCAACUUCAAGAAAAUCACACAUGCACGUCCACAUGAAAGCUGAGUUAAAAGCAGCAUCAAUUUCCUUCCAAAACCAAACACUCUUCAACACACACCAAACCACUCCUCCUCUACCUGAACCAGAAGCACUUAAAGGUUGUCUAGGAAGCUUAGAUGGAGCAUGUAUUGAAAAGCUUUUACUUCAUUGUGCAAGUGCUUUAGAAAGCAAUGACAUAACCUUAGCUCAACAAGUUAUGUGGGUCUUAAACAACGUUGCUUCACCCUUAGGUGACACAAAUCAAAGACUUACUUCAUGGUUCCUUAGAGCAUUAAUCUCUAGAGCUUCAAGAAUUUGUCCUGUUUCAAUGAAUUUCAAAGGAAGUAACAUAAUUCAAAGAAGAUUGAUGUCGGUUACCGAACUCGCCGGGUAUGUUGAUUUAAUUCCUUGGCAUAGGUUUGGAUUUUGUGCUUCAAAUAAUGAAAUUUUCAAAGCAAUUAAAGGAUUUAAAAGGGUACAUAUUUUAGAUUUUAGCAUAACACCUUGUAUGCAAUGGCCUACUUUUAUAGAUUCUUUGGCUAAAUUACAAGAAGGUCCUCCUUCACUUAGAAUCACAGUUCCAUUUUUUAGGCCAAUGGUUCCUCCUUUGGUCAAUAUCUCAAUACAUGAAGUUGGUCAACGUUUAGGUAAUUUUGCAAAGUUUAAGGAUGUCCCUUUUGAAUUUAAUGUUAUUGGAGAUAAUGUUUCAUUGACUUCUGAAGAAUUGAGCAAUAUUGAAUCAACAAAUUUUCAUUUUGAAUCAAUGUUGAAUCUCUUGAAUCCUAACAUGUUAAGUCUUAGGGAAGAUGAAGCUUUGGUUAUAAAUUGUCAAAAUUGGCUACGAUAUUUGUCCGAUGAUCGAAAAAGUCAAAAUAUUUCGAUUCGAGACGCUUUUAUAAAUUUAGUUAAAGGACUUAACCCUCAAAUUGUGCUAUUGGUUGAUGAGGAUUGUGAUCUUAGUUCAUCAAGUUUAACAUCAAGAAUUACAGCUUCUUUUAACCAUUUAUGGAUACCCUUUGAUGCAUUAGACACUUUUUUACCUAAAGAUAGUUGUCAAAGGACAGAGUUUGAAUCUGACAUAGGACAAAAAAUUGAGAACAUUAUAAGCUAUGAAGGGAAUCAAAGAAUUGAGAGAUUGGAAUCAGGGUUGCAAAUGUCACAGAGAAUGAAAAAUGCUGGUUACUUUAGUGUUCCAUUUUGUGAUGAAACUAUUUUGGAAGUUAAGGGUUUGCUUGAUGAACAUGCUAGUGGAUGGGGAAUGAAAAAGGAUGAAAGCAUCUUGGUUCUUACAUGGAAAGGAAAUAGUUGUGUGUACGCGACCGCUUGGGUCCCUAACGAAAUUAGGGAUCAUAUCGGUUUGAAUGCACAUGUGUAGACCUGAAGUGUCUAAUCCACACAUUUCAUGCAGUCUUGUAGUCAGUAAACCUGAAUUGUCCGAUCUAGACGUUUCAUGCAGUCAUGUAGUCAGUAGACCUGAAUUGGCUUAUCUAGACAUUUCAUAUUUUAACCUUAGUUGAGUCAUUCGAACAAAUCAGACUUGCUUACUGCGCGGCUGUAAUUGUAUGACGGUAGAGAAUUCAAAUCGCUUAAGAGACAAUUUUGAGAUAUGGGUUUCUAUGUAAAACGGCUAUGCAUUUAUGAUGAGAAUUAUUUCUUUGUGGUAAAUGUGUAAAGAACCACUGCAAAUUGAAGGGUCACAUGAAAGGCAAAAAGGAAAAUAAAGAAGUGUGUACGUUGUCCUUUGCAUGAGACAAAGUUGUCUCUUAUAGCAAUGUUUUUCUCUUUUAUGCAGCUUUAGUUUUGUUUCUAUUUACACCUCUAUAAGUGGUUGUAAGAAAAUAUCAGAUCUUGUUAUGUAUUGCUCAGUUCUAAUAAUAUAACUUUUAAGAUUAGCUUUUAAUAGAUUGUAUAUGCUGCUUCAAGAAAAAAGAUUGUAUAUGAAUUUUCAUGUAAGGUUUUAUGAAAAAUAUGUCCUAUUUUGAGCCCUCUACUAAAUGAAAAAUAAACAUG
Trifolium pratense (red clover) is the source of this 2219-nucleotide messenger RNA. RefSeq names its product scarecrow-like protein 32. The coding region runs from base 214 to 1584 and encodes 456 amino acids. NCBI's taxonomy places the organism in Eukaryota, Viridiplantae, Streptophyta, Magnoliopsida, Fabales, Fabaceae. Gene Ontology annotation, biological process: regulation of DNA-templated transcription. The transcript has a single exon. Gene Ontology annotation, molecular function: DNA-binding transcription factor activity; sequence-specific DNA binding. The record is from RefSeq and is a predicted model, not a curated record. Gene Ontology annotation, cellular component: nucleus.